Molecule: messenger RNA, 3771 nt
Organism: Pochonia chlamydosporia 170
Lineage: Eukaryota; Fungi; Ascomycota; Sordariomycetes; Hypocreales; Clavicipitaceae
Product: polyprotein
Exons: 1
Coding region: 1-3771 (1256 amino acids)
Biological process (GO): DNA integration
Molecular function (GO): nucleic acid binding
Source: RefSeq, a predicted model, not a curated record
AUGGCACUACCAGGAGACUGUGUUACAGCCGGAAACCACGACGUACCAAUUCAAGGAUAUGGUAACAUAGAUAUAGAGGUUCAAGGCCCGACAGGGAAAACCUUGUUUAGAUUGCGGGACGUAGCGUUUUGCGAACAUUUCGCCGCAAACCUCGUCUCGUUGCGUCAGUUGCAAAGGUAUGGCUACUGGUGGGACAACCGUCCUAACCAGAACUGCCUCCGCACUCACCACGGAAGAAUUAUAUGCAAAAUAUUCGACCGCCAUGAUCAAUAUGUCCUAGAAUAUAUUCCGGGAGACAAGUCAAAACAGUCGUUCCUUGUAAGACGGAACACAUUCAAUUCAUGGACUGGACGGCGACCUGCCGGCGCAGAUGCAAAGAAAUGGCAUCUUCGACUUGGUCACCCAGGUCCACAAGCCCUGGAGCACUUGGUCAAUUGCUCAACGGGAGCAAGGAUCAAAGGCAUAACCACCACCGAAUGCGAUGACUGUGCUGUAUCUAAGGCUAAACGGCAAGUCAGCCGCAAGCCACGGAACACAGAAAAUGCACCAGGAAUACGACUUGCAGUAGACUUCCAUGAUUUUCAGCACAACUCUCAAGGAAAACAGCAUGUGAUGUUGAUCACUGAUAGGUGGUCUGGAUACAUAUGGGACUUCUACCUCGCUGAUCGUGGAGCGGAAACCAUGAUUGAAGUAUUCAAUACUUUAUUCGGCAUUCUUGAAAGACGAUUCCGAAUUAAACCGAGUGUCAUCGAGUGCGACAACGAAAUAUACAAAAGGAGGCUACAAGUGCGCCAGUUCUUGGAAUCUCUCUUCAUUGUGAUCGAGCCCUCAGCCCCAGACACACAAGCUCAGAAUGGCGGUGCUGAACGCUCGGGGGGCAUAAUCAAGAACAAGGCACGCGCAAUGAGAAGCGGGGCCAGGCUACCGGUCUACUUAUGGGUAGAGGUUUUCAAAGCUGCUGUAUACCUAUACAAUCGAACACCAAAGUACAUCUAUAAAUGGCAAUCACCGUAUGAUCGCUUCUACACCUUCGUGGCUGAACGCGAUGGUGUUGCAAUUGAUGGUAGAAAGCCAGAUCAGAGGCAUCUCCGAGUUUACGGAUGCAAGGCAUUCGCUAUGACAAGAGAAGCCUUACGAAAAUCCAACCGCCUGGAAAGAAUGAAUCCAAGGGCAUGGAUUGGUUACCUCGUCGGAUACCAAUCCACAAAUAUUUAUCGGAUUUGGAACCCAAAACUAGGUACCGUCAUCUCCACAAGAGACGUGACAUUCAAUGAAGACGAAUGUUUCAACGGAGACCUUAAUCAAAUGAGGGACGACCUCCGUCAUAUGAGUCGAGAAGAAUUGGUUGCCAUUCUUCGAGACAUUGAGGAGCCGUCGAACCAGGAUGAUAUGCAAGAGGACGUUGAAGGUGAGGAUGAUAUUGUGUAUGGUGCGGGAAAUGGAUGGAACAUUGGUGCAAUCCAGCGAGUGGAUGAGCGGAGCGGGGAUGAACGAACUGAGGUGCCAAGUGCACGAUCAGUGGUUGACGGUUCUGGAAGAAGUGCCCAAACUGCAGCCGUGAGUCUCCCUGAAGUGUCAGAAGCACUUCCCGCGUUUGAUGACUGUCCCAGUGAAGGUAUCCGAACACGGACCGGCAUGCCACUGGCAGAGUCAGGAUCACAGGAACCUUCCAGGAAACAGGGGCAGGGUCACAUCUUACCCAAUUCUGGGGCUCAACAACGGCAGGAUGCCGACUGUAGGGAGACGUCCCGCAGUCCGCUACCUGAUGCAUUUGCGAGGGAACCCCCCGAGUCGGCCAAAGAAGCCGACACGCAAGUCCAACAUUAUCCAACACCAGCACGGUCAGAAUCUUUUCCUGCGGCCCUCAUGGCAUAUUGCUUUGGGGAUGCAAAUGAAGUUCUUCAAGCUGAAGAUGAAACAAUCCAGCGCUCCGACAUUGAUGUCUGGAAGGCAGCAUUCGCUGCUGGGCGACAUGCAAUGCCAAUUGGAGUAAUUGACAAUAAGCAAAUAGAUAAAGCCAAAUUUCUUCGGUCCCUCAAAAGACCGGAAAGGCGAUCAGGACCAAGCGGCACACUUAAUGGCCAGCCAGUUGACAAGGACAAGUUCCGGAAGCUACUGGCUAAAGCCGUGUCGCCCCACAGACGGCAAAUGCCAGCUCUUCCAAGGUCGCACCAUGAAGUGCUGAUGCAUCCAAUGGAGUCAGAGUUUCUCCAAGCAGAAGCUAUUCACCUUCAAAGUCAUGUUGACAUGAAGACGUACAAAGAAAUACCCAAAGACGACCCGUCAGCAAGAGGCGAGCAAGUCUUGGACUGCAUGUGGGUCUACACAUACAAGUUUGACAAGCAUGGUUAUUUCCAGAAGUGCAAAGCACGGUUAGUUGUACGAGGAGAUCAGCAAGCGAAAUCCAUACACGAGGAUACAUACGCCUCUACACUAGCUGGACGCUCAUUCAGAAUCCUCAUGGCUAUUGCUGCAAGGUUCGAUCUCGAAUCAGUGCAAUAUGAUGCUGUCAAUGCUUUUGUCAAUGCCAAAAUAAACAGAGACAUAUUUAUGAGAAUGCCUCCAGGGUACCGUAAGCCUGGAAGGAUAUUGAAGCUCCAAAGAGCACUAUACGGAUUAAGAUGUUCGCCCCUGCUUUGGCAGAAAGAGCUGACAAACACCCUUGAAGAGCUUGGGUUUGAGAAGGUCCCACAUGAACCUUGCUGUAUGAUGAAGAAUGGCAUCAUAAUAUUCUUUUAUGUGGACGACAUCGUCCUAGCAUAUAAAAAGGGCAAAGAAACUGAAGCCCAAAAUCUGGCUGACCGUCUGAAACAGAAAUACAAACUGACCGGCGGAAACCAACUACAAUGGUUCCUGGGAAUAGAAAUUACCCGAGACCGAGAUCAGAAACUUAUUUGGUUAUCCCAAUCUGCUUAUAUUGAUAAGAUCGCUAACUUAGCAGGGAGCGUAGAUCGAAGACUGAAUGUGCCCAUGUCGGGACCAGAGCUCUUACCAUACGAAGGAAGAGCGUCCGCCGCCUCAAUACGGAAAUAUCAGAGGAAGAUCGGAUCACUGCUUUACGCAGCAGUAAUAACCCGACCAGAUAUUGCGUUCGCAGUGUCAAGACUGGCUCGAUUCAACAUGAACCCUUCAAAUGAACACCACGACGCAGCAGAUAAGGUUCUUCAGUACUUAACACAGACGCGAACACUUGCGUUGCAACUCGGCGGAGGUGACGAGUUCCUUGUGGCAAGCGACGCAUCAUUCGCAGAUAACUCAAUUGACCGAAAGAGCUCCCAAGCGUAUGUAAUGAAACUCUUUGGAGGAACAAUAGCCUGGAGAGCCAACAAACAGGACACCGUAACUACCUCAACGACAGAGGCAGAGCUUCUUGCAGUGUCCCAAGCGGCAAAGGAAUCAAUGUUUGUCAGUCGUCUGCUCAAGGAAUUGAGUAUUCGCCUUGACGACCAGACAAUACAUAUUCAAUGCGACAACCAGCAGACAAUCAAAGUGGUCAACAAAGAGAUUGGUUUACUCCAAACUAAACUUCGACACGUUGAUGUCCACAACCAUUGGCUCCGGCAAGAGGUGCAGAACAAGACCAUUUCAGUCGAGUAUAUGCCAAGUAGCGAGAUGAUGGCAGAUGGCUUAACCAAAGCUCUCACCACUCAACGCUUCAGAGAGUCUGUGGCGAGACUGGGACUAGUGGACAUUGCGACGCGACUGCAGCAACGACAGCUGAAUGAGAUGGACGAGACUUUGCAACAGAAGCUUAACCCGCUAGAGAUGUGA